AUGGCGACUUUGGACAACGCAAAUCCGACUAUCUUGAGCGCAUCACAGCUCCCUACUCGGCAGAAGAAGGCUGAGCCGCGGCGGGGUCCUGAGUCGAAAUAUGACGAUAUCAUCUUCGCGAAGCCAUCCUAUCUAUCGGGACCUUUUGUCAGCCAGGGUUCGGCAGCAUGGCCUCGAAUCAAUGACUGGCAGGACGAAUUCUCUUCCGAAGCCAUCGACGAGCAAGAAAUUUAUGACUUGAUCUCAACAAUCUCGGAUCCAGAGCACCCGGUAUCACUUGGUCAAUUGUCGGUGAUCAACCUCUCUGAUAUCCACAUUACUCCUUCUCCGGCUUUGGGCAUUCCUGACCCAAAUACCAUUGUCCAGGUGGUUGUGGAGAUCACGCCUACCAUUACACAUUGCUCGCUAGCUACCGUUAUUGGACUUGGGGUCAGGGUAAGACUUGAGCAAUCACUGCCGCCCAACUACCGGGUGGACGUGACCUGCAAAGAGAACAGCCACAACCAAGACGACCAAGUGAACAAGCAAUUAGGCGACAAGGAACGAGUUGCCGCAGCCCUGGAGAAUGACACUCUGAAGGGGGUUCUGGACAAGAUGCUGGAAACGUGCGCUUAG
Messenger RNA from Fusarium sp. VM40, 615 nucleotides. NCBI's taxonomy places the organism in Eukaryota, Fungi, Ascomycota, Sordariomycetes, Hypocreales, Nectriaceae. The record is from the annotation of a GenBank genome assembly.